AUGUCAAUCCUCGGAGCUGACUUUCUACGACACCAUAGACUGCUAGUAGACCUUCAUCGCAAGAAACUGGUUGACAGCUUAACCGAACUUUCAGUAAAUACGACGGCGAUACGCACAAAUCAAGAUACAACGCUUUAUGUAGUUGAACCUACCCACCGUUAUCAUGCGCUAUUGCAAGAAUUUACCGACGUGUUGAAGCCUAUGACAUCUACAAAAGAAAUUAAACAUAAUGUGAAGCACUACAUUGAGACCACUGGACCCCCACUAUUCGCAAGACCUCGCCCAUUAGCACCAAACAAGUACAAAGCAGCUAAAACCGAAUUUGAAGCAAUGAUGUCAAUGGGUAUAUGUCAACCAUCAAAAAGUCCAUGGGCCAGUCCGAUGCAUGUCGUGACGAAGAAAGAUGGUAAUCUACGCAUAUGUGGUGAUUAUCGACGCUUAAAUGCAGUAACGCUCCCCGAUAGGUACCCAAUUCCGAGGGUACAAGAUUUUACAUAUCACAUGGAGGGUAUGACGAUAUUUUCGAAGAUCGAUUUGAAAAAGGCAUUUUUCUGGAUACCAGUUGCUGAAAAUGACAUAGAAAAAACAGCAGUCACAACACCAUUCGGUCUAUUCGAGUUUCGUCGCAUGCCAUUCGGAUUACGUAACGCACCACAGACUUUUCAACGGUUCAUGCACGAAGUCCUGAGAGGCCUAGACUACUGUUGUUACUGUUUCAUCGACGAUCUGCUUGUCUACUCAGAAAAUCCAGAACAUCAUGAAGAACAUCUACGAAUUAUCUUGAAACGAUUGUCUGACUAUGGCAUUGGAAUUAAUAUAGAUAAAUGCCAAUUUGGACAGCAGAAGCUAAAUUUCCUGGGAUAUGAAGUCACACAAGAAGGUAUUACACCGACCACAGAACGCGUCCAAACUAUUUUAAACUACCCGAAGCCAGUAACUGUCCAAGAUUUGCGACGUUUCCUGGGAAUGGUUAACUUUUACCACGAUUGUUUACCUAAGCAAGCUGAAAUACAAAUUGAAUUGAACAAGUUACUACAUAAUAAGAAAAAAAACGACAAGACACUUAUAACCUGGAAUGAAGCAACAGAGGACGCUUUCAAUAAAUGCCGUUUAAGCAUAUCGGAAGCUGCACGACUAACCCAUCCAGUCCAAGGUGCCCCAUUAGCCAUUAUGACAGACGCAUCAAACAUAAGUGUCGGCGCAGUCCUACAACAAAACACGAACAACACCUGGAAGCCGUUAUCUUUCUUCUCAAAAAAACUCAGUGAUACUCAAGCAAGAUACAGCGUAUACGACCGAGAGUUACUAGCAAUCUAUAUGGCUGUAAAACAUUUUAGAAGAUUAAUUGAAGGAAACGAUGUUGUAGUAUACACAGAUCACAAACCUCUGUCCUAUGCUAUGACUAAGGCGGAAAGUACAUGUGAUACACCUAAACGAGGAAGACAACUACAUUUCAUAAGCCAAUUUUGCAGCAGGAUUGAAUAUAUUCACGGAACCAACAACGUAGUCGCAGAUGCAUUAUCAAGAAUCACUGCCAUCGACUGUCCUGCUAUUAUCGAUUUUGAAAACCUGGCAAAGGAACAAACUCGAGACGAAGACUUGAAGCACCUACUGAAACAAGAUAAUCUUCAUUUUGUAAAGAUUACAUUACCUACAUCGAAACAAGAAAUCUACUGCGAGAAUAAGACAAAAACACUACGUCCAUACUUACCAAAAUCAUUUCGUGAGACUGCAUUCAAAGCACUACACGAAAUGAGUCAUCCCGGUAUUCGCACGACUAGGAAAAUGAUCACCGACAAAUACUUCUGGCCGGGAAUGAACAAGGACAUUUCAACAUGGACGCGAUGCUGUAUUUCAUGUCAACGGGCUAAGAUACAUAGACACACGAAAACACCGUUAAUACAGUUUCCGGAAUCAAGAAGAUUCGAACACGUUCAUGUGGACAUCGUUGGACCACUAACUCCAUCAGAAGGAUAUCGAUACCUUGUCACAAUCAUCGAUCGAUGCUCAAGAUGGCCAGAAGCAGUACCAGUCAGUGAUAUUAGCGCAGAGACCGUCGCCCGAGUAAUAUACGACAACUGGAUAACUCGUUUUGGUUGCCCACUACGCAUAACAACGGACCAAGGACGACAAUGCCCCGCCCACACGCCUAUACCGCCGCCGCCCCCGCCACCCCCUCUCACCAUACCACCCCACAGAACAAAACACGUGUCCUUCGCUCGGUCUCAUACUCUGACUACAUUCGACGACUCUGUAAUGCCGGCUGCUGUCAGCGGCAAUCGGUUCAGAAGAGACUGCGAGAGACUCAUCGAUGGACGUGUAGUAAAGCCAGAACCAAAGCCUUAUUCAACGCUGCCGGUGAUGUUUCAACCGUUCCCGCCGUACCCACAGUUCAUCACUCAACCUGCGCCGGCGCCGAUCCACUACCCUCCCCCUAUAACACCACAUCCUACUCACCCGCCCCCUCCCGUGCAAAGGCCAACGCAAACAGAACAACCUAAAGUAGUCGUAUUAGAUUCUAUAAAGAAAGGAGUUAUGAGGACUCAAGCAACACAAACAGAAGUUUGUUUAGGUAGAAAACCAUUGCCACCGAAUUACUUAUCUUUGAGCCCUCGAACUAUAAAAAGGGUUAAAAUGGUAGCAGCUGGUGUACAAACAAAUGGGUACACGGUUGGGGUAAGAAGGCUAACAAAAUCAUUCUCUGAAGUGGGGGGAGAUCGAUUGGCUGGCCGCGACUCUCCAAGUGAAAUUGCUACCACAGUCGAGAGUUUCAUCACAAGCGACCACGAGAAACUACACAGAACUCAAUCAGAAGAACCACCAAGAUCUCCUCGGUCUCCCACCGCUAUGAUAAUGCCUUCAUCUCCUCUUCAACGAGGAGACUCCGACGACGUAACAUCUUCGUCAGUCAAAUCUGUUGCAUCGUCAUCACAAAUAGACAAAUCAUCCGAAUUAAGCGCCUUGCAGAGGCAGGCUCAAGAAUACUUCCAACAGAACUUCCAAUUUAUACACGAAAGUGAUAGAGACGAUACAAUUGAUGACGAUAUAGAAAACCUUGAAAAAAGUAUGGCAUUGAAUCGUAGAAACCUUGAGUAUCUUCAACAAGAGAUUGCUAAACAAAGCAAAGGAGACAAAUCACUCAGAUCUAUUCUUUCCAAAAGUACCAGCGAUGCUUCCCAAAAGACAAUAAACUCUUCGCAUCCAUUUUCGAAAACUUCCACUUUUCAAUCGGAACCUUCUACUGAAACUUCUGCAACCACGACUGAUGACAGUGAAAAGAAUGAGAAGGAAAUAAUAAUAGACUUUGAACCAAGACCUGAUGAUGAAGCCAUUCCAUUUACAACGCUUCGUAGGAAAAAUAGAAGAAUGUUGCAAAAAACUUUGUCAGAAGGAGAAAUACUUCUAGAUGUACGAAAAACCGAACUACAAACUAACGGUGAUGGUAUAAAAGACGCUCCCAUAGUAAUGUCAACAAGUCAGGAAAAUAUGACGCGAGAAGACCGCGAAAGGGAAGCAAUGUAUACACAGUAUGUUGGUCAAAAUUACAGUCAAACUCCUAUAAAAGACGAAGGUAUCUUUGGAUUUGAACCAGAUGGCUCUUUCAGUUCUUCAGAUGGGAAUGCACCAUAUGAAGAUUUUCAUGAGAAAUACAUUAGUUACAAGCAUGAACCAUUUAGAAAUCGAAGCGUAAGUUUUGAAGAAAAGACAGAAAUUAUACUUGACAAGGACGAAAUUCCUGAGAGCAGUACCGCAAGGUCGAGCCCAGGAUCACCAGAACCGGUUACUAUUGAGGUAGAUGUAGACCAAAAAGUAAAACGAGCUGUUAUUUCUAACACUGUCACUACUAUUUUAACACCUUUGGAUAAAGUGUCACCAUGCGCCUCAAACGAAUCUUUAACGGUUGACCAAAGCAGGGACCAUUCGGAUGGAAUGUGGAAUGAAUCACAAACGACUGUUUUGCAAGUUGAUUCGGGAACAGAAAAUGGCACUGUAAUAAGCUCAUCUGAUCUCAGUUCAUUGGCUGCAUCGCCAGGAGCAUUGGCAUUGUUAACACCGACUUCACGACGAAAGCAACUUCUACUUCUUCAACAUCAACAACGAUCUUCUUUAGAUACAGAUGCAUUGGAUGAAGAGUUUGACGCCUCCCAAAGUCAAUCGCCGACUUCACCACGCAAUAAACUAGACACAUCAAGUUCUAGUUCCCAAGCUCGAGCAUCGCUAUCUCCACCUGCAGUCGUUCCAAACAUUUCACUAUCUCUACCUAUAACGAAACAACCAACAAUAUCAAAAUCAAUUUCUCCAAUAGUCCCUUCAAAAGUGAACCACACACCUGCAAUUGCCAUUACCCAUCCAAGCCUAGACUUGGCUGAUGUACCAUUCAAAAGGACUCCCAGUUUUAUAAAUAAAAAGCGUGAAAGGGCAUUAAGUCCAUCUAGGAGAAAGGAUUUGCAGAAAAAAGCUCAACAAAAAGAGCCAAAUGGCACGAUACCACAUCAAAUAGUUGAGUCUCCAUCUGAGGCUCCAUUAGCUAAAGCUGCUAGUAGUGAAACUAGCUUGGCGAGAACUGAUUCAGGAAAAAUUAACACUACUGACGUAUCAGAAAGUACAACAACGACUGAAGAUUACGUAACAGCAAAUUCAGAUAGUUCGAAAAAAAGCAAUAGUAAAAACCCAAACCAACAUCCAGAAAAUAACAAAACACAAGAAGGGUCGUCUUUUGAAAGUGCAUCAAGUCUUUAUUCUUCAACCCGCACUGAAAACAUUGCCGAAGAUAUGGUCCUACCCAGUUUCUCACCGCCUUUAGAAAUCAAUGAUGACUUUAUCGUUCCUGAUCUUGCAUCGCCCCCGUUACCCUUGCCUGAUCGGUUACCUAGAGUAUCUAUGGAAAAAAUUGAAGUCAAAGCUGACAUCACUCCGACCAUUGAACACAUCAAGAGAGAAAAGACUGAUAUUAAAAUUAAAGACAAUUUACCAAAAGUUUCCAAGACUAUGCGUGGCACAAUUAGUGGAAAGAGUAGUUCGAGUGGAAGUUAUAGUAUAGGUGGAUCAAAUCCGAAUGUUACUGAAGAUGUUGAUGAUAAAACACCCACUGAAAAAAUUGUUGAAUUACCAGAACGAAGUGAUAGUAAAGGAAAGGAAGAUAAAACGACUGCUACAGUUCCAGAAAAAGACCAACAUGUGCCAAAAAUGAUGGGUUCUUUAUCUGAUGACGAACGAAGCGUUCACUACUCAUCAUCAGGCUAUUAUGAAAGUCCGGUGGACGAUGAUGACGAUGGAGGUUUGACUUAUAAGCAUUCACAAAGAUACAAAUCAUCAACCAGACCCAAAUCUUGGUUAGCAGAUGAGAAACGAAGAAAAAAGAAAGGUUUCACCUUAGAGUUUUCUAAAUCUUAUGAUGAUUCUGUAUCUACAUCUCAAGAUGAUUGGGGCAAAAAGCCUAAAGACCCAGAUAGUAUUAGUCAAAAGUCAGAACGUAGUAUUUUCAAACCAUCGAAUGUUAAGUCUCCACAGGAUGAAAAAGCACCUGAAACUAGGAAGAAGAAGACCCACUUUGCAGAUAAAGCCAAAAGCGUUCAGUCUUCACCAAGAGAGCCAGUAGACGUAGAAAAAUCUAUCAAAGAAAAAAAUACAAAAGAAAAGGAGGGUGAACCAAAACGCCCCGCUGAAAGAGAACGAUACGUUAAAAGAACUAAACUAAAACCUAAAAGUCCAACACAGAGUAAAACAGUUGAUGGGAAUAGUCAUAGCUAUAGACCAGUUCAUUAUGAUAGAAGAGAAACAGUGGGUUCUAACAUGAAGUUACAUUUGAACAUUCCAACAUCAGACGAUUCAAGUGAACAAUACAGGAAAGAAGGUACGAGCAACGGUAAUAUAUCUCCAAGAAAACAUCGUCGAUUACGUGAUAGUCCGCGAAGGAAAACUGGAAAUAAUUCUAAUAAUUCCAAAUCUCCUACUACUGCCAAUAAUCAUGCGGUUUACAGACCAAGAAGAAAAAGUGGUUCGAACGAGAGCAUAUCACUGCCCGGUAGUUUACCGCGAAGAAAACAGUCAAUACCCACAGUCCCUUGCUUAAGUUCUUUAGAAGCUGAAGAUAUAGAAACGACAAGAACUCUCACUAGUGCAGGAUCAAGAUUGACUCCCCUUCGAUACAUAAAAAGUCCUAACACAUCACCUAGACACAAUCGGAAACAAGAUCGAGAUGGAAAAUUUGCCAAAGCCGCAUCAGCAGAGUCACUCCGCUCUGUAUCACCAGGAUCAGAUUCAGUGUUUUAUUCAGAGCAAACAGAGCAUAGUUUAGUGGGAGCUGAUGGAGAAUCGAAGGCACAUUGCUUACACUGCGGCAAAGAAGUUCAUAUCGUUACUGCUACCCAUGAACAUGACAGUGUAGCCUCCAGAACAUCUCAUACUGACGAAUCCUACGCAGAUGCAACGCCGGAUAUUGUACCAGCACCAGCUGGCUUUGCAGACUCUCCAUCUUGUGCCUCAACUAAGAAACAUGCAAGUGGAGCACGACUUUACAAGAAACUAGACAAAAGAUACCGUUCUGAAGACAAAUCAAGACAUUACUACCGCAACAGACAAGAUGUUCGAGCGAAGUCUGAAGAAAGAGGUAAGGAGGAAUAUGCUUCGGGGGAGAAAACCCAAGAUACUCGCAUAGCAAGAUCGGCUGGAAACAGUUUAGACAAACUGGGAGGAUCCAGCGCGAGUGUGGAUCCAGACGAACAUGAAGAAUGUUCUGGAAGCUCUGAAGGUGCUGAAGGAGGUCGAGACGAAAAAGGGAUUUAUGCUGCUCCCUGGUGGUGUGGAAACUGGAUCAUGCUAUCUGAGAACAAUGAUCAGUGGACCAGGAUUCCUCCAGAUGUGAUUGACACUGGAUCGGAAGCUGGGCAAGAAGACCCGACAGAAUCAGAAUCAGAAUUCAAUAAGAGAUACGUGGCUUUGACACAUAGGCUAGUGCACCGACGGGCGUGCAUUGAACUCAACAGACGACAAGCAGAAAAUAGUUUUGAGAGCGACAAAACAGUGGUAGUGAGGCGUGGUAACGAAGAAUUUGGGUUCCGAAUCCAUGGGAGCAAGCCAGUUGUGGUAUCUGCUAUCGAACCUGAUACUCCUGCUGAAACCUCCGGACUAGAAGUUGGAGACAUCGUUAUAGCUGUGAACGGAAUCAAUGUCUUAGAUAAGACGCACUCGGAAGUGGUGAAGAUUGCGCAUUCCGGAUCGGAAAUUCUUGAAUUAGAGGUGGCCAGAACAUGUGAGGUGGUAGCCUCGUUAGCUCAUGAAGGAGGACCUGCAGCCUUAUAUUCAGGGUAUCUAUGGAGGGCAGCUCCAGCAAGACCUCACCAUCCUCCGCGUUGGACCAGACGAUGGUUCGUCCUCAAGAGAGACAACUGCCUUUAUUAUUAUAAGACAGAUUCUAGCAUUCAUCCCGUGGGAGCUCUCAUGCUUGUGAACUAUCAACUGACCGAAGAGGACGCAGGUAGACCCCACGGGUUCCGAUUACAUCGCGGCGGUGGCGUGCGUUUACAACUGGCAGCUGAUACUUCUGAGGCGGCCGCUAGAUGGCGCGCAGUUCUUGCACAUGCCAUUGAUGCUAGCAAUCAGCGCGAUGGCUGGUUGGAAGUGACAAUGAGGAAUAUGAAACUACCGCCAUCAUCGAUACCAAGACCGGACUGUUUCGGUUACCUGAUGAAGCUUGGCUCCAAGUGGAAGUCCUGGGCCAAACGAUACUGCGUACUCAAAGACGCCUGCUUAUACUUCUACAAUGAUGGUAACAGCAAAAAUGCUUUUGGUAUGGCAUGCUUACACGGCUACAGAAUACAGACAUGCGCUCCUGGCGGCAAGAAAUAUGCUUUCGAAGUGAUGCCAACGGAACCCAAGCAGAGACACUUUUAUUUCCAUACCGAGUCAGAAAUGGAUAGGAAACGGUGGAUGGCAGCUUUGGAGUAUUCCAUAGACCGAUGGAUGAAGGCUGGUUGACGUCGGGCCUUCCUCUCGGAAGAGUCAUUCGAUUUUAUAUAAUUUUAGUUGUAUUAAAUAUAUCCAUUGUUAUUCCAGUUAUUUUGAUUUAUUAUA
Molecule: messenger RNA, 8073 nt
Organism: Spodoptera litura
Lineage: Eukaryota; Metazoa; Arthropoda; Insecta; Lepidoptera; Noctuidae
Source: RefSeq, a predicted model, not a curated record